AUGGCUAACGAGAUCCCAUUGACCUCCUCAGGUCUAAAUUUCAAGCAUAAUUUCGUUCAAAUUAUCGAUGGCAUUGCCGCACCGACAAAAGAAACACGCCAUGGGUUAAACCCAGCAAACCUACAGCCUAACGCAGAAGUACCCGUCGCCCCUAGUCAAGAUUUUGAUCAAGCAGUCGACUCCGCGAAGCAAGCCUUCAAAACAUGGUCCAAAGUUCCAUAUGAAGAACGGAAGGGUGCAGUAAUGGCCUUUGCCAAUGCGGCAUCUCAACUGUCCACAGACUUCCGUGACCUUCUUGUCCAGGAAAAUGGAAAGCCUAUGGCCCAAGCCGAAAUUGAGACGAGCGCAGCUAUCGCAUGGAUGCGUGCCAUGGCCAAUAUUCCAUUACCAGAUGAGAUAGUUGAAGACACUGAGAUUCUUCGCAUUAUAACUCGAUAUACCCCCGUCGGGGUGGUUGCUGCGAUUGUUCCUUGGAAUUUCCCCCUUCUUCUAGCCGCAACUAAAAUCGCGCCGGCAGUUCUGACGGGAAAUGUGGUUAUCGUCAAACCCUCCCACCCCUACAUUGACAAGAUUAGCUUCACCGGAUCAACAGCUACCGGAAAAGCUGUUUUGCAAAGCGCUAGCAAGACACUCAAACGUGUGACAUUCGAACUCGGUGGCAAUGAUGCCGCGAUCGUCUUUCCCGACGUUAAUAUUGAGAAAGUAGCCGAAAAAGUGGCGCUCUUCUCAUUCAUCAACUCGGGCCAGAGUUGUCUCAAUGUAAAGCGUAUAUACGUUCACGAAUCUAUCUUCGAUGAGUUCAAAGCUGCCCUGGUGAAGGUCAUCCAGGGUUACACGAUUGGUGAUAGUUCGCAACACGGCAUCAGCCAUGGACCCGUCCAAAACUCUAUGCAGUACGAACGAGUAAAGACUUUUUUUAGCGACAUUAAAUCACAGGGCUGGGAAGUUGCUGUUGGGGGAGAUAUCGGGCCUUCCACUGGUUAUUUUAUCACACCAACGGUUAUUGACCGACCACCGGAAGACUCGCGUAUAGUUAUCGAGGAGCCAUUCGCUGUUGCAUCGGCUCGCCGGAGUCGGUUUACCCCAUUCGCGCGGGCUUCCCGAACCCCAGUGAUCGCCAAUGAAGACACCAUGCUCCCAUCAUUUGACAAUUUCCCAGCUUAUUUGUUUGAGGAUGAGAACCCAAUCAUUGAAUAUGACCAAUCGGCGGUUUUAGCUAGUUUGUCUGAACUCAGUGCUACUUCAAAUAUCUUCUUCGACUUUACCACAGGCCAGAAUUAUGGAUCAUCUCAAACAUCAAGUUCUCCCAGCUCAACUGCGACACAGUCCCGUGCUUCAGUGGCACAGAUAUUCAUCAACAACAAGGCCGUGAUGUCCAAAUCAAAAGACUGGACCAGUAUUCUUGAUCCGGUAUCGAGUCUCUGCUCCGAAGUGGGGAAGACAAUUGAAGAUGCUGAAUCCGAAGUCAACAGAGGUCUGGAUUGUAUUCAUGCAGCUUGUUCAAUUGGCCCUGAGAUGGCGGGUAUGUUUCUUGGGAAUGACCCGACGAUGCUCCAAACUUUCUACGAACCAGUUGGCGUUUGCACUACGAUAACACCAUUCAGUUUCCCUUUCAUGACCCCUCUGUGGUCGAUUCCUUAUGCACUAAUUACAGGCAACACAGUCGUUUUAAAGCCAUCCGAGAGAACCGUCGCUGUUCCAUCUCUUAUUGCCGAUGCCGUUACUAAGGCCGAAUUCCCGCCAGGUGUUUUUAACAUUGUGCACGGUGGCCAUUCAGUAUCACAAAUGCUGAUUUUACAGCCUUUGGUGCGAGCAAUCAGCUUUGUGGGAUCAGAGUCCGCUGCCAAGCAAGUUCAUGAUCUUGCACGAAAAGCAGGGAAGAGGGUCCAAGCCGAAUGCGGAGGCAAAAACCAUGGGGUCAUUUUAGAAGACGCUGAAAUGAUGCCAACUUUGUUUGCUAUUGCGGGUAGUGCUUUUGGAGCUGCAGGGCAGCGGUGCAUGUCUCUCAGUGUCGCAAUUUUUGUCGGAAACACAGCACGAUGGAUACCAAAACUUGUUGAUAUUGCCAAAACCAUGACAGUGGGCAAUGGCAGUGAUCCGGAGACCAAAAUUGGGCCAUUGAUAGACAAAGAAGCAAAGUCGAAGAUUUCAGGUAUUAUCGAGCGGUCGACUGAAGAGGGUGCGAUUCUCUUAUGUGACGGGAGGGAUGUGACGGUUCCCAGAUAUCCCAAUGGGAAUUUCCUCGGGCCAACGAUUCUUUCUGGCAUUGAGACAUAUAUGGAAUGCUACCAAACUGAAAUUUUUGGACCUGUACUCAUCUGUAUGCAAGUUGAUACAUUGGAGGAAGCAAUUGAUAUAAUCAACCAAAAUAAAUAUGGUAACGGCUGCUCGAUUUUCACAACAAGUGGAAAACAUGCAAAGACCUUUCAGCGUCAGGUAAAUGUGGGACAGAUUGGCAUCAACAUCCCAUUGAUUGCUCCUUACGGCACGGCCGUCCGCACAAGCAACAAAGCGUCUUUCAUGGGAGGUUAG
Messenger RNA from Penicillium angulare, 2532 nucleotides. RefSeq lists its product as uncharacterized. Gene Ontology annotation, molecular function: methylmalonate-semialdehyde dehydrogenase (acylating, NAD+) activity; malonate-semialdehyde dehydrogenase (acetylating, [NAD(P)+]) activity. The record is from RefSeq and is a predicted model, not a curated record. Lineage: Eukaryota; Fungi; Ascomycota; Eurotiomycetes; Eurotiales; Aspergillaceae. Gene Ontology annotation, biological process: thymine catabolic process; L-valine catabolic process. Bases 1 to 2532 code for a protein of 843 amino acids. The transcript has 12 exons.